AUGCCUUUAUCCUUCCGUGUGUUUUACAGGCCCAAAUCGCACUUGCAGUUUCGGCGACGGGCGGUAUUCGUAUUGGCAUUGGUUGCUCUCAUCACUUGGCAUCUACACUGGCAGAGGCACGACUCAUCAAUUGAAGUGACUCAAUACCCGCUGCUUUCAAGAUACGUCGCUGGCCAGAUUGGAGAUGGCGGAGCUUGGUACAUCCCACCAGGUUGGCUAGAGGGAUCUGACGCUACUGUUGAGAACAUCAUUGAUGCGGCCACUUUGGCUCUCAACGCAUCCAGAUCCCUUCCAGAGAGGCAAAUUCCGCACUCUGUUAUACCUCUCAUAAUCCAUCAAACAUGGAAGGAUACAAAUUACGAUCAAUGGCCGGAGACAUUCCGCCGGAGCGCGGAAACAUGGUUGUCAGGCGUUGACAAUGGCAACAUGGCCUACUUUCUGUGGGAUGAUAAUGGCAUGGCUCUGUUCAUGAGACAUUUCGCGCCUGAGAUAGAGAGCCUGUUCUAUGCACUGCCGAGCAAUGUGGAGCGAUCAGACGUGUUUCGUGUCCUGGUUUCUAAAUGGAUUGGAGGCAUCUAUGGUGAUAUGGACACCGAGCCCACUCGACCUCCGUCAAAAUGGGUUGCUCCUGCGGAUCUACAGCCCUGGCAAGAUCCGGAGACUGGCAAGGCGUACAAUUCAACUGAGCCCGUCAAAGCUAUCGUUGGACUCGAGGCGGAUUGCCUACCUGAAAGUGACCUCUACUGGGCUAUGGGAUACUUCUACCCUAUUCAACUAACGCAAUGGUCAUUUGCCUGGGCGCCCGGGCACCCUAUUCUGCAAUUGUUUAUUACCCGUCUGUUCGCAAUCGUUCAGGCGGUUUCCGAGAAAAAUGGAGGGCAGCUCCAAUCAUACUCAUCUCAAAGGGCUCUCUAUGAUAUUGACCCAUUAAACCUCACCGGCCCAGUCGCAUUCACGGACGCCGCUCGAGAGUGGUUGGAAACCGACCAGGAUCUACGAUGGAAUGCUCUAUCCGGUUUAACCGAUGGAGGGCUUAGCAAAUUAGUGGGCGAUGUUCUCGUCCUGCCUAUUACCGGAUUCAGCCCAGGAAGAGGUCAAUAUGGAAACAUGGGCUCGAAACCUGUUACAGAUCCUUCCGCUCGCUUAAUUCACCAUGCCCAGGGGUCCUGGAGAAAGACUAGCGUUCUAGUUGAGUAUGGCAAAUUUUGUCGCACCUUUUUCGGGCGCUGCAGGGAUUGGUCAAAAGUGCCUCAUAACUGGAUUUUUUGA
Molecule: messenger RNA, 1269 nt
Organism: Penicillium verrucosum
Lineage: Eukaryota; Fungi; Ascomycota; Eurotiomycetes; Eurotiales; Aspergillaceae
Gene: och3
Product: glycosyltransferase family 32 protein
Exons: 4
Coding region: 1-1269 (422 amino acids)
Biological process (GO): protein N-linked glycosylation
Cellular component (GO): mannan polymerase complex
Molecular function (GO): alpha-1,6-mannosyltransferase activity
Source: RefSeq, a predicted model, not a curated record